AGGGAAUCCAAAACGAGGAAGAAUUUCAAGUAGGACCACCAAGGAUCAUGCAGUCAGUGUGUUCUGAUUUCGAAACAACUACAAAAAAAAGGUCAUAAUUCAAGAAAGACCUUUCUUGUUUGGUUUAAAGUUGUCAUCUUACUUUUACUUACUUUUUUUUUCUUUACAACUUCUUUUUGUUGUUUGAAAUCAUUACAACUGACACAACUGCGAAUCCGUAGUCGUAGUCUACAACACAGCAACUCGACUGGCAACUUGUAGGCCUGACUCAGACUUCAGUUCAGUUCAAAACUGGGACAGCUUUAACAUUUUUUAAACUAAGUUUUGAAGAACAGCAGACCACUCCUGUUAUACAGAGGAUCUGACGUUUUCUUUACUGUAGAUCCUUAAAAAAACAGAACAUUCCAGGGAUCUAGCGGUUUUGGGCUACACCAUUGAAAACGGCAGACGGCUCUUGUUGUAUAGAGGAUUUCUGACUGAAUGCUGUAAAUGCUUAAAGCGUCACUGACAUAAUUUUUCAACUUUGCAAAAAUAUGUUCUAUAUUGUGUGCAAUUAUAUUCGACGUUCAUUUUUUUGAAAGCGAAUGUUAAAUUUGUAAAAAUGACAUUUUUGUACGUGCCGGGCGUCAUUUUUGGUCUGAACUUCUUAGACAAGGGGCGUUUCCCAAGUGACAUCAGUGAAGGCGCGGCUCUCAUCUUAGAGUAAACAAACAUGAGCGAAUGGACGAGAUAUGGAAUAUGUUUACAGUCAUUAUAGCAAAGACUUGAGCGAUGCGUAUUUAGUUUUCGACAAGGAAGAAACAUCUGGAAAUGAAAUAGAGAACUAGCAGAACAGGGAAUUAAGCCAUAUUUAUUGGAACCACCGACGAUGGGACUGUAUGUCGGAUGCUGGGGUGUUCAAUGACAAAGACAUGGAGAUGAAGACUGGUCGGCUUCAAACACAAAAUGGUGAAACUGAAACAACCCAUCACGCCGACAUUUCAGAAGAGCCGAGGAAGCGUCAGCAAUCACCAAGACGUGGAGAGAAGUGACAGCAGGACGUGGUGGACACAAGACCAGGGCUCUCCUGUCAUUAAACAGGUGCCAGAUAAACGGGGCCCUCCUGCUCAUGAAAAACAUGGAAUCUGGCAUUCUCUGAGGAGAGGAUGGAAUACCAACAGGACCUCAGAGCCUCCCACACCCAGAGUAGAAGAACACCCUAAGCGUCCUCAAACAUCUUCCACAUCCUGUAAGGUGUUCAUUCCCCUGCGCAGGGCGAGCAGCGGCCAUCCCGUGACGCCCCCCGACCAGCUGCUCAAGCACAGCAGCUUACAACCCUCGCACAUCCAGACCAGCUACGCUGCGACCACCCUAGUCCCUCACAACAAAGUGGGCUUCUCCUCCAUCACCAUCUCCAGCAGGAAAGUCGCCAGAUCGGCCAGUCUUUCGUCGUUGGACAGGCCUGCCUACGACUACCUAGCAAAGACCGGGCAACACUUACCUGAUGUUCCCAUGGACCAAACCUCCAGUGGGGCGCAGAGGAAGCCCACCAUUGUCAAAGUGGUCGAACAGAGGACCACGCUCAGCCACCGCCCAGCUGUUCUGGACACGGUAGUCCACAGAAGAAAGGCUGCCAUAAUUAAAGUGACCGAGCACAAGGAGAGCUUCAGUCCAGCUAGGGAGACGUCUCAGCCUCCAGAUGGGACCCACAAGGAAAAUGGUACAUGGAGUCAGGGAAGCCAUCCAGAAACCAGUCCAGAUGGCAAAAAUGGCAACAUAUCAAACACGUCCACACUGAGACUUCUUGUCAACAACCCUCCCGCUUCCUCAGAGCUCUCUGGACAAAAACCCAAGAGGCCGCUGAGCUGCCAUGGCGAUGUCUUCCCACACGGAGACAGGCCAAGCGAGGAGAGCGUCCCUCCACCACCGGCUGUCAGGAAAUGGAGCUUUGGGCUCCCCCAGGAGACCACGCAACGCAACCCUGCCAGCUGGAGCCCCCUCAGCCCGGCGGAAGGUGCAAGAGACGCCUGGAAGCUAAGAAAAGAUGAGUGGAGGAGGUCGUCUCCCUGUCUCACGCUCAUUCAGACACCGGAGCCUCAUCAGUCUCCAGAGGAAGUCCUGGCCCUCAAUGCGGCUGCCAUCAUCGCAAACAUCAAACUCCAAAGACAGCUUAGUAAGAAGAAAACAUCACACAGCAAUUUGGAGGGGGAAUCCGCAGCCUCCCCCCAGGGAAAUACAGACAGGGGAGAACACACACAGACGAAUCCUGAUGACGGAAGCCGAGACGUGAGCCGGGAUACGCUUCCUGUCCCGCUGAGUCCAGACCACCAAAGACCACGUGAGAUUAUUUCUCUGCAGGAAGCACUGCGGAGGUCCAGGCCACACUUCAUCACUCGCUCCCAGGAGCGAGUGAUGAAGUUGGAACGCAGGGUCCAGGAGAGGAGGGAGCGAUCCAGCACUGCAGGUCCACAAACGCAUGCUGCACUUAAGCAGAGGGGAGGCCAGAAGGCCUGGUCCAUGAACGGCCAUCUAUCCAAAUUCAAAGAAGGAUCCUCUGCUGCUGCUGGGAAAGCGAAAGGAGCGAAGGAGCUCAGAACAAAUCGCCUGCUUACUGAGGUGAAGAAGAAAAAGGAGGAAGAGAAGAAGAAGAAGGAGGUUUGUUUGACGAAUAGACAGCGUGUGGAGCUUUUCAAAAAGAAACUGUUGGAUCAGAUUCUUCACAGAGCAAGCAGCUGAAUGGUGGAGAGACAGGAAGAGAAAAUUGGUUCAUAUAUGUCAUUUUAUAAGAGAUCAUAAUGAAAUGUCUUGUGAGCAAUAGAAAUGCUGCAUGUGCGGCAUACUUAAUCAGACACAGUAGCACACACAAAAUAUAACAAUGAAGGUAUUUUUGCCUCAUUUUCAAUCAUUUUUUGCUCGAUUUAUGCCAAAAAAGUGAACAAUGUGAACAUUCUGUGUUGUUUUUUUGUCUCAUUUUGAACUUUGGAAUCAAUUUCCUCAUACACUAUGUUGACAAAAGUAUUGGGUCACUUGACUCCAGCUUGGCCAUUUGUGCGGUCAGAGGUGACUCAUAUUGGACCUGAGAGAGGCCCCGUUGGCACUUGAUGGGCUUCAUCCACACCAAACUCCUCCAAGCAGAAUACAAGCCAGUGUUCAGUCACCACCCGGUGCCAGCUAUUAAGUAGAAAGACGGCGGAAUGUGAACUCUUCUCCUCUUGCCACGUUAAUGAGCAGUGGAUGUUUGAAUGGCGCCUUUGUCAAAGCACACACACAUGCGCGCGCACACACACUGGAUCCUGCCACAUCCCUUUUAUUAGACCAUAGAAUCAUGAAUACCGCAUGGGGGUGCAUUACUUGUACAAUCAUAACGCCUUUCAUUACAAAUGGAGUAAGAUGCUUUGUCUUUAGGUUUGACAUGUACUGUUCAUUUAAAUGACAACAGAAGUGCAGAAAUGGGGGCUAUAUAAAGUACCUAUUGUGGAGCUGGUGCAGUCAAGCUUAGGGAGGUAGAGGCAGAGGCAGAGAACCA
Dunckerocampus dactyliophorus (ringed pipefish) is the source of this 3505-nucleotide messenger RNA. RefSeq names its product chromosome 2 C10orf90 homolog (gene c2h10orf90). The coding region runs from base 946 to 2715 and encodes 589 amino acids. Lineage: Eukaryota; Metazoa; Chordata; Actinopteri; Syngnathiformes; Syngnathidae. Gene Ontology annotation, cellular component: cytosol; centrosome; centriole. Gene Ontology annotation, biological process: regulation of centriole replication. The record is from RefSeq and is a predicted model, not a curated record. The transcript has 10 exons.